Mya arenaria is the source of this 8378-nucleotide messenger RNA. Its product is annotated as sodium- and chloride-dependent glycine transporter 1-like. Gene Ontology annotation, biological process: sodium ion transmembrane transport. The record is from RefSeq and is a predicted model, not a curated record. The transcript is spliced from 17 exons. NCBI's taxonomy places the organism in Eukaryota, Metazoa, Mollusca, Bivalvia, Myida, Myidae. The coding region runs from base 20 to 2254 and encodes 744 amino acids. Gene Ontology annotation, cellular component: membrane.
UUCAUACUUUAGUAGGGGAAUGUGCUCAAUUUUGACGAAGUAUAUCUCCUGUGAUGCGGAGUUAGCGAAACGAAUCGGCCUGUUAUUCGCGCGAGAUUCACGUCCGUCCGAUUUGUUUACCAACACACGACUCACGAGGCAAAACAAGGCCAAAUAUAGACUCCAGGAUUUCCAAGAAAUGGGAGACAGGAAUGAUCGCUCUGCAAAUGUAGACUUGCUGAGAGGGACGGAGAAGUACCAUGGCGGGAGCGGUGACCACCGACGCGAUGAGAAAAACAAAUAUGGUGUCUCAUGGUACAAGGAUGAUAAAGACCCAGGCAUUGGCAAAUACCCGACGGAAGAUGAGAACCCAAAUGAGAACCUCGUGCAAGACGUUUCCAGUACAGCUGUUCUCACGCCCCUUGAUGAUGAUUUGGUUGGUGAAGUAACAGACGUGCCGGACCGAGGAAAUUGGGGCGGUCGAUUUGACUUUCUCAUGUCACUGUUGGGGUACUCUGUCGGAUUGGGAAAUGUUUGGAGAUUUCCUUACCUGGCCUACAGUAAUGGUGGUGGAGCGUUCGUGUUCCCUUUUGUGCUGAUGUUGUUCCUGCUUGGUCUGCCUCUCAUGUUCCUGGAGCUAGCGCUUGGCCAGUACGCUGGCCUCGGGCCAUCCGUCGUGUUUGGGAGAAUCUGCCCUCUCUUACAUGGCCUUGGAUAUGGAAUGAUCUUCAUCUCAGCUGUGGUUUCCCUGUACUACACAUGCAUCAUUGCCUGGUGUAUACUCUACCUGGUAAUGUCCUUCCGUAGUGAGCUUCUGUGGGAACGCUGUCAUCCAGAGUGGGCAAGACCAGGAUGCUACAGUUAUUUGUCAGCUGACGAAUGCCAGGCAACGCAGGGAUCUUUUUUCUUCAACAACACUUGUUUUGACCAGAACCAAACCGAUCUUCUGGGACUGAGAAACAUUACGUUUAAGAAGCAUGCACCCGCACAAGACUAUUUUGAGGUUGGUGUGUUGAACAUGUCAGACGGUAUUGAGCACUUGGGGAUGCCGCAGUGGCCCAUCGUUAUCUGUCUGGCUGUGGCCUGGGGCAUGACCUUCCUGGCCCUCAGCAAGGGAGUCAAGUCCACCGGCAAGGUUGUAUACUUCACGGCCCUGUUCCCGUACGUCGUGCUGCUGAUCCUGUUUUUCCGUGGAAUCACACUACCAGGAGCGAAGGAGGGAAUUCUGUAUUACAUUACACCCAGAUUUGAACGCCUUGGCAGUGCUAAGGUGUGGUCAGAUGCAGCUGCCCAGAUUUUCUUUGCCCUGUCUCCAGCCUGGGGUGGGCUGAUCACCCUCUCUAGUUACAACAAGUUCCACAACAACUGCUUGAAGGACACGAUGAUUGUGGGAUUUGGCAACAUCUGUACAAGUUUGUUUGCUGGAUUCGUUAUCUUUGCUAUCAUCGGCUACCUGUCCCACGAACUAAAUAUGCCCAUUGAUAAAGUGGUUGAGGAAGGUGCUGGUCUGGCGUUUAUCGUUUACCCGGACGUAGUGACCAGGCUGCCUAUAUCCCCUCUGUGGGCCAUACUGUUCUUUGUCAUGAUGAUUACUCUUGGAAUGGGUUCGGAGUUCGCCCUGUUGGAGACGUGCAUGACUGCUGUCCAGGACACAAUGCCUUCUUUGAGAGAAAAGAAGACCUGGGUUGUCCUCUGUGUUUCCAUUCUCGGCUUCCUGGGAGGGCUGGCCGUAACAUGCCAGGGGGGUAUCUUUGUGCUACAGUUGAUGGACUCCUAUGUAUCAAGUUGGUCCGUGUUUGUUAUGGCUGCAACAGAGAGCUGCCUCUUUGGAUGGAUCUAUGGUACAGAACGAUUUUUACAGGACAUUGAGAUGAUGAUCGGAGACAUGAGACGUUGGCGCUGGUUCUUCAAACUUUUCUGGCAGUACCUUUCACCGCUAACACUUGCUUUUGUGUUCAUCUUCAACAUCAUCCAGUACAAACCAAUCAAGUAUGAUGAGUACUACUACCCUGCCUGGGCUGACGGUCUUGGGUGGCUACUCGCCCUUUUCCCGCUCGCAUGGAUUGUCGGCUCUAUGAUCUGGAAGGUCAGACAGCUUGACGCGCCAAAUAUGACUGUAUUACAGAAAGUGAAGUUUCUGCUGAAGCCAGCCCCAGAGUGGGGUCCAUGCCACAAAAUUCCCAAGUUUGAUUUGACGGAUAUCCAGGGCAAUGGGCAGGCCAAGAAUAUAGAAAACCCAAACUUUAGUAGUAACGAUAGUGUAACUAGAAUUUAAUAGGCAGUGAUGGCUUACCACAGAAGUAGCCUUACAAGAUACCAGCAUUAGUAGCAGGAGUGACGGCUUGAAACAGUUUCAAGGGAGACAAUCAGAAUCAUGGUGUUGAAAAAAAUAUGAAAUUGAAAGAUUUAGCUGAAAGAAUUAAGAAUGUAAUAUUGUUGGUGUAAAUGAAAUGCAUUGUUUCCGCAGUGCUGUUAAGAGGUAUUAUGAUUAAGUUAAACUUAAGAGGUAUAAUGAUUAAGUUAAACUUAAGAGGUAUAAUGAUUAAGUUAAACUUGGGUUGAUAACAAAAGCAUUUUACCUACAAAAGCAUUUUACCUUAAAGUAAUUGGCUAUAGUAACAGCAAUUUACCUCAAAUUGUGUUGAUGUUAAUUGUUAUUGAAGAAAUAUUAAUGUCUUGUUAAGACCUUUGAUUUGAAAAUGACAAAUAAAUUAUGUUGGUUUUUGUGACCAAGUGUUGUGACCAAGAUUUUCAUGUUUAAAGAAACAUUGCAUUACAUUUCAAAUGAACUCUGAGAACAGGUAUUGUGGUUUGUUUCCUUAGAAGGCAAUAAAAUGAAGUUUAUUUUUGAAAAGUUAACAGGACCUUUAAAAUAAUGAUUAUACUUUCCCAAAAUACAAGAUCAUAACUGUAUGAUCAUUGCUUUCGGCCAAGUAUAAGGCAUAGAUGACAAAAAUAAAAACUAGAGAAAUUAAGACAUUGAACUAUCAAUUUGUCUCAUGGUGUUCUAGUCGAAUGAUGGUAUAUUAUUAUAAGAAUAAUUGGAAUGGAUGAAAGGCUUUAAUUAAACAUAAACAUUUAUAAGGGCAGGGGCGAAGCUAGCAAUACAUAAGUUAUUGUGUGUGUUACGUUAAAAUGAAAGAACAAUUAUGAAAAAAAUCACAAAAAAGAAAAGACUGGUGAAUUAAUGGGGUAAGGCUCUUGGUUCAGGAAACUAUACUUAAUAUGCAAAAUGGUCUGGCUUAGCCCCUGCAGGGGACUGAUUGAUUGUUGACAAUGUUUCUAAUGCUGUUUCUUCUUUGCUAUAUUCCUGCCUGAAAUAUUUUGAGAAUAAGAAUGUUGAGUGUAAUGGAUUGUAAAAGAAGGUUUUCAUAUUUUGGAAGGCUGUAUUAUUUACAAUAGUUGAAUUAUGAAAUUCAUACAGCUCUCUCAUCAUAAAUAUAAUAAUGUUGAGACUAUAUACUUUUAAUGCAUUAAGAACUGUUAUAGCUUGAUUUGACAGAGACUUUGUUAAUGUGUAUCCAGUUUACAUUUCUAACGUGCUAAUUAUAAAAUGUGUGCUCAGAAAACGAAUUUUUAUGAUGAAGUAUGUUAUUUGCUUUGUUUUAUUAAGUCAAAUGAAGUGCUCAAGCGUUUAUGUUAAGUUGUUUUAUGUGUUUUAUUUCUGAGAUUUUUUUGUAAUUAUAAUUAAAUUUUACUUUAAUUUACUUGUCUACAAAGAGUGCUACAGUCAAUAAAAUAAAUGAAACUUUGUUUCAUAAAAACAGUAUUUUUGUGAUAAAAUAUUACAUUUUUUGUUUCAAUAUUGCAGAAAAAUGUAAUCUUUAUGAAUUAAAUACCAAAAUAUACUAGAUUUUUAAAACAUUAUGCACAAAACAUCACUCUUUCAGACGGAAGUUACUAAUUUGUGUGACAUUUUACCAAUGUCCUGUAAUUUAUUCUCCCAUUUUAAAUCACUUUUUUGUGUAUAGAAUCUCAUGAACUCAUACCUUUACAUUUAAUUAUAUAUAUAUUGUAAGAUAUACAUAUUUUAUCUUAAUUCGUAAGUGCUGAACUCAGAUCAAGAUUUCAAUUUUUACUGUUGUUGUCACAGUUUUCCUUGUUGAUUGUUUAAUAUACACUAAAUGUUUACAUUGUUUGUUAAAGCCUUACUGUGCUACUACCAUGUCUUUUUAUUAGACAUUUUACCUAUUUGUUAGUUUCUCGUUAUAUUGCAGGCGUUUGAAUAUGCAUAAGAACCCAUUUGUGAAUUGGACAAAUAUCAGGGGUUGUCCCCGAGACUUAAGUAUUUUAGCUAACAUUUACUUCAUGCACAGCUCAAUUUACAUGGUUACAAAAUGUGAAAAAUAUCAUGAGUACAAAAAUAUAUACAAAAAUGGUAGCUAUAAAAGAAAUGGAAGCCGGUGUUUUGAACAAAACCUACAAAAGCCUUGUUUAUUUUAUUUUUAUUGAUCUGAAUUUUACUUUUAACAAAUAUUUUAGUUGUACAAGUUUCACGGAUCUGAUCAGUGUAUAUUUUAUUUGUAAAUACAUGUUUACUUGCAUCGAGUUAUUGUGUAUCAACUGUUUUUAUUAUAGAUCAUUUCAUAGCAUAAUUUUUAUUCGAAAGCAUACUCAUUUCCUUCAUUUAUUUCAAUAUAUAUUUUUACCAUGGCCUUGUUCAAUGGAAAUAUGUACAUCGGGAAUUUUAUUAUCGUUAUUGUUUAAAACUUACUUAAUUUAUUUGAACUAUCUGGAUAGUAAUUUCUGAAAAAGUGUGCUAUGAGGUUAAUCUUGACUGACAAUUAAUUGUUGUCUGUUGAACACUAGUGUUCAGAAGUAUGUUAUGACAAUUAAUUGUUUUCUGUUGAACACCACUGUUCAGAAGUAUGGUAUGACAAUUAAUUGUUAUCUGUUGAACACCAGUGUUCAGAAGUAUGUAAUAUUUAAUUCUUAUCUUUUUCAUAUUUACUUUAUUUUUAUUUUUUCUAGCUUUCAAAAAAUAUUGUCAAUAUUAACAAAUCCCUUGCCUAUGCAUUGUAUUCAGUUUAAUUAGAGGCAAUUCAUUUAUACAAAGUUUGAGGGCAGUUUCGUCUCAAAUUCUAGGUGUGCUUUCUUAUGUUGGAGUGAUUUACAAAAAUAGAUUUCUUAAUUAAACAAACCCUAUAAGUUUAGACCAAGUUUAGGUAAAUGCAAUGAAUGAAUGCAGAUUGAAUUUAUUAAUUUGUGGAAUUUGCUUGCUUUUUAGGGUAAUUUGUUUUUGUUGACAAUAAUAUUAUGGCCCUCCUUGGGUAGCUAUAUCUAAUUAUAUAUAUUGGAAUGUUCGUCUUGUGUAUGUGAAAUCAUAUCUUGCUAACAUUCAUUCAUACUCGAGAACCAUUGAUUAAUAACAUUAUUUGGGUAAAUAGUUUAUUACAGUAAGACACUUGUUUUAUAUACAUUUUUCACAUUGUUUUGGACAUUAAAUAUUGCAUGACAUAAAUAUAACAUUACAUAUUGUAUUUUGAUCAUCAUGGCUUAUUGAUGUACAUUAAUAUGUUUGUUUGUGUGUAUAAUUAUGAAUCAGAAUGCACUUAAAUGUGGGAAACAUGUAAAAAUGUGAAAUGGUAGAUUGCUCAAAAGUUGUGACAGAAUGCAGUAUGAUUACAACAAUAUGGAAACCAUAGUGGUUCUAAUUUGGGAUUAAUCCUGUCAUUGAGAUUGAGAGCUUUAAAUUACUGUAAGUCUAUUGCACAUUUGUAAAUAAUUUAUUUUUUUUGCUCGAACAUUUGCAUCAAAACAGUAGGAAGAACCUUGAAAUGAAUUUGGAAAGCAUUUCAAUUGGGUCUUAAGCCCUUUACCCUGCUUUUGGCCAAACAGAUCUUGGGCUAUUUUUCGGAAUUAACAAUUAUCAACUGUUAGAAUACCUGAAGUUUCUUGUACAUUAAUCUAUUUAAUUAUUUUGUGUAUUAUAUAUCCUACUCAUGGUCUUGUACUGACUUACAAGCAAUAAAAGAAAACAAACUGCUCAAUUGGGCAUUUCAACAGCUACCUGGUUACAUCAAUCAUUUCCUCAUACAUAUAUGCAAAUAUGACACCAUCUUUAACCAUGAUUGAUUCAUCUGCACAUCAAUAAUGCUACAUUUUAAUAUACAAGUUCUAUGGAUAUCUGUCCCAAAUGAUUUUGACACAGUCAGCAAAAAAUAAUGAUAAGCUAUUCAUAUAUUGAUGUUUAUCUUGGGUAUUGUUGUAAAAGCCCUUUUUGGCACAUGAUUUAUUAAUAGCCACCAAAAUGUAUGCAGAAUUUCCUCAACCACAGUCAGGUGGCACUGUACAAUUUUUUAAAGCUAUCAUCAUAACUAUGGUGUUGAAAUUGGCGGAAAUGAGUAUCCGAUCAUGGCCAUUCAGCAAAUCGAUUUCGCACCAGGCAGUUUUUUCCUUUAAGAUUCCAGCAAGCAAUUUAUAUACACACACAUUUUUGUGGCAUUGUUAACACCCAUGUUGGUCAAUUACCUAACAUUUUAGAGUCUUUGUUAACUGUAUAGCUUUAUGAUUUAUUUUGAUUUGUUUAGAACUUUUGCUGUGAAGUGUAUUUCAUGACAUAUUUGUAUCCAUUGAACUUUCAAACCUGAAAUAUCUGAAUAUAAGCAGCAUUGAUUUUCAUUACAUGUAGUCUAUGACACGUACAUCUUAAAUUCAAAUUACUAGUAUUAUACCAUAUGCAUUGAGUUGACUGCUAUAAUAUUAUUUGAAGAUGUUGUUUAUGUAGUUGGUUACUGGUGUAGAAUUUCAAAGAGUGCUGUGGCUAUCAGGUUUGAUCUGAAUUGUAAAUAUUUUAUUUCCGCAUUUACCAGAUAUUGUAAUUAUCAAUGUACAAGAUAUCCAUGCUUUAUUUGGUUGAGGGUAACGCAAAGAAUCUCAAACACAACCAGGUGUAAACUCUUCAGACAUUCAUAAACUUGCAGUUCCUUACCUCAGCAAGAGAAAAUGAAAACAAAAACAAAAUGUGUUUUAUAUAAUUCUAUGAUAAUCAGAAAUAUUGUUUAUUUUCAUCCCUUUAGUCCUUUUCCCAUAUGAAGUUAGCCAUUUUUUGUCAAGUGUAUACAUACAACUUUGUAAUAAUGUAUAUAUUCUCUCACAUGUAUCAUGUAGCUUAUAGUUUGUCCUGGCAUGAGAAUGCAAUUGAAAUGCACUUUAUUUAAAAGUCUUAUUAUUUGAAAUCACCUGGAUGAAGGAUUUUAUGAACCAAAAAUUUAGUGUUUUUUUUUUUAAUUUUGUUACAUACAUAUUUAUGCAAAUUAUUAAUGUUCAUAUGAAUGGUAUAUUUUUACCAAGUAUUUUGAUUACAAAUACUAAGCAAACAUUGGAAUAAUGAUGCCACUUUUAUGCUAUGGACUUGUCAAUAGAAACAGGGAGAUCCUAUUUCAAACAUCAGGUAGAAUUAUAAAAAGUCUAUAACAGCAAAAUCAAAGUACUGAAAGUUGCAGUCUUGUGCCAUUAUAUAUUCUUGUUGUAUAUCUUUCCCCUCUAGUACCUGCUAAUGUAUUCCUAUGUGACAGGACAUUUGUGGCGUGGGCUAACAAAAGUAGGCAAGAGUAUUCUAGGUUGCCUUGAAUUAAAAUGUUAUGGUUUAUUAAUUCAAGUAUUUUAAAUUAAACAUUUUGGUAGAGGUAAAAUGAUGAUCAAUAUUUGUUUAGCAGACACACUUUAUAUAUUAUGUGGCCAUUUGUCCAAGGUUUUGAAGCAUUUAGUACCAGGAAAAAUAAUUGUCAAUGAAAAUUGAUUAUGUCAGGUGUCUUGUUAAUUGCUUUCAGUUGAUAAUAUGCUGAAAUAGUAAGCCCAAGCCAAUACUAAUAUCCUGUUCACAAAGGGUUGAAAAAGUAUUCAGCCGCUCCUUACACUUUAUUUUUUUCCGGCUUUCAAUGACGAGAGGGAUUGUCUGCACAGGAGAUUUUUGUAUGUAGAUACACCCUCGUCAUCAGAACUGUGCACAUGCUACACAAGAUUGAGCCAGAUUGUACAUGGUGGAGUGAAGUGGUUCUAGCUGCUCUUGUAAUGAAAUGCUAUUACAUCUGCUUCACUUCCAUUUCUUUGUCAUGUGCUCAUAAGUAUGGCAAUGCAUUCAUGUUAUAUGCAGUUGUUGGUUUGACAUUCAUUUAUCAAACGAGAUGAUUGUUUCUCUUAUUGCCAGUGACAUAUCUUUGCAUGAAUUCUUUAAAUCGGUAAGAAAAUGGCUGCAUGUUUGCUUAGCUAUAUCUACCAAAUGAACUCGAUUGUAGUUAUAUGCACAGUUCUGAAGCUUUAAUGCACGUUGUAUGAAAAUUUAAUGAAGAAACUAUUUUACCACCAUGAUUAUAACAGGUCUAGGGGUUGAGAUUUGACCCCAUCCUCACCUUGCAUUGCGCUCUGUAAUAUAUCCUCCCAAUAAAAUGUGAAAACUU